Molecule: messenger RNA, 2445 nt
Organism: Atta colombica
Lineage: Eukaryota; Metazoa; Arthropoda; Insecta; Hymenoptera; Formicidae
Product: ataxin-2 homolog
Exons: 7
Coding region: 222-1226 (334 amino acids)
Source: RefSeq, a predicted model, not a curated record
CGAAAAUAACUGCAGCGGAGGAAGGUGUCGAGGGGACCGUCCACGAUUUCGGCGGUUCCGGGUGAGGGAGGGGACCGACGACAGUUAUCUUCUGCUGCUCUCCGGUGCUUUCGCUUUUCCGAGGGUCCAGUGUGUUUCGCCACCCGAGGAGAACCCGCGUGCUCCACGUAAAACAGCGCGAAGUAUAAACUCGAGAGUAAACUGAUUAAAGCCACAUCAACAUGGCCACGCAGAAAGCGAAAUUUGUAAACAAACAGUUCAACUCUCCUAUCAACUUGUAUUCACCACAAGCGAUACAGGAAACUCUAGAUAGACAGACUCAAGUUCUGGCUAACGGUGCAGUCGGGAUCGACUUCAGUCAGUUGGCCAAGCCAGCGAACUUGCAGAACAGCGCCGUUCUACGUAUGCUCGAAGAAGAAGAAACGAGGCAGCGCGGUGGUCAACCUGGUCUCAAACGAGUAGCUUGGCCACCGCCUCCAGAGGAUCAAGACUUCGACUACAUCGAGCAAGCUCCCGUCCAAGCGAAGACCCGUGGGUACGGUGAAUUCGGCUCGUACCAGAGUAGUCUCUCAUCGGGUCCGUCACCCCAACCGUCCUCGACGGUCGCACGGUCGUCGACACAGAGCGCCGUCCCGUCAUCCCCAUCGCCGAUCAGUCCUGGCGGGACGCUCCUGCGACAGCCCUCGCACUUCCAACAGCAACAAAAUCUCAGGGGCUGGACGCCCGUGACACCCCCGGCAACUUCGCCGCUCUCUCAACAGCAUCCCCUGGGCCAACAGCAACAACAGCAACAGCAGACUCAGCCUUGGCAGCACUCCCAGGAUCCAUACGACCGGGCACCGCAGAAGCAGCAACAGAAUCUAUCUGGUUAUUAUACACCCACCCCUGCGGCGUUCGAGGCACCACCCUCCACUAUCGUCCUCCGUCCUGAGCCGCCUAUCUCGCAGGCACCAGCACCGGUGUACCAGGCCCAACCCGCAGCAACAAAAGCUCCAGCGACAGGCAAUAUGCGAGGAGAUUUGAAGUGGCCGCCGGCGUCCGUGAAGGCCCAAUUCGAGGCGGAGAACCGUGCCAGGAUAGAGCUCGCAAAGGGCCCUGCUUUUAGGCCUCGUCGAGUGCACAAGGACUAUAGCGGUUUCUUCGCGCAACACGCCCUGAACAGCAGCUAUCCGGGCUACCGAGCACCUCCUGGCACCCAGUACUUCACCCCGGCUUAUCAACAGUAGCGAAUAUUUCGUUUCCGAGAGCAACGCAUUCGAGCACGAGGCAUCGUCCCGAGUUUCUCAUCGAUUGGGAUGCUCAGGACGCUGUUUGCGGAUCUUGCAAGAUUCGCAAGAACCAGAGAAACGCAUGAGAGCCGAUUUCUUUAUGAAUAAAACAAUCACGACUAUAAAAAAAAAUUCGAUGCAGAAUUUCAUCUUUUUUUUGCAACAUGAUUUCUUCUUUCCUUCAUUCAUGCAUAUCUGCACACGAAUUGUAGCUCUUUCAGAAUGUGAUUCAGUUAAUUGAAGAGAAAUUCCACAUACGUUUCUCGGGUUUUUAGAGAUUUUCGAUCUGGAUUUCUCGAGCUUCAACGAACCUGUAUAUACAGAGACUGAACGAUUACCUUUCAUCUUUGCAGGGUAGCGUAAAUUAAUAACAAUUAUCGAAAAUCUGGCUCAUUUACAGCAUUCGGUUUAUUAUUCGAGCAUCGUCGUUCGGAGUUCCCACACUUGUGAGCGUCGCAUUCUUUUUUUUUUAAUCUAAAUUCUUAAGUAUGUUUACAUUUGUAAUGAAACAAUAGGAUAAAGAUACAAUAGCUUAUUUAUUUAUUUAAAAAAUUAUUUUAUUUCUUCGCGCCAAAAAUUGCUUUUUUUUCUCUAAUCUAGAAAUUCUUAUUUGUACGAAGACAUCCCCUGGUUUGGGAAUUUCUGAUCUAGGUGGACUCAAUGUUGUGAUAGAAUUAACGCUGCGAACAGAUUUUACAGGUUUACAAGACUAACGCUUGCCAUACGAAUCACAAGAAUGGCGGAUCACAAGCGAUUGCUUAAGGGAGAAUAAUAAUGUGGCAGCAGAUUGUGCUUUUUACUGCGAAAAACCACGACGAUUUGAGAAAGCAUCGAACAUCGAUGAAUACAGAUAAAAAUCUGCGAAAUAAUCGAGUCAUAAAAUCGGACUGGUUCGCUUUGGCGCUCACUUUAAGCGUCGUUUCAUCCUUGUUGAUUAUUAAAUAUUAAACAAGGACAAUUGAUGUUCACAGGCUAUAAGCGCCAAAGCGAAACGCAGCCUCGGAAUACAAAAUAAUGUAUUCGAGAAGAAAGUGAUAUUAUCGAAUCAUUGUGAAAUGUGACGCGUUAGAUAAUGCGACUUGGCGACGAUCUGCCCGUUAACUAACUAACGAAUAAUUUUUAAUAAUGUAACAUAUCGAUGUGAAUAAAUAAAUAUUACAAUUUAUGCUAGACAAUA